Colletotrichum paranaense is the source of this 276-nucleotide messenger RNA. RefSeq lists its product as uncharacterized. The transcript has 2 exons. The annotation marks the transcript as partial. The record is from RefSeq and is a predicted model, not a curated record. Lineage: Eukaryota; Fungi; Ascomycota; Sordariomycetes; Glomerellales; Glomerellaceae.
GGCAGACGUACCUUGUAUGAGCAGAGCCCAAAACGAACGAGGGCCGAAAGAGUUUGGUGUGGGGUUGGUGCCGCAUUGCGCGGAGUGGGCGUGAGUGUGGGUUAUGAGACUGUGGAUGGGACGAGAUGCUCAAGAGUAUCCCGCAACGCAACGCAACGCAACGCCCCCUCGCCGGUCCUGUUCCGUUUGUGGUACGAGGAUGCACAAGCCGAGCACUUCACACACCCAGCGAUCCAUCAUAGAGCGACCCAGGCAAGCCAGGUCAAGCCUACAUAG